Molecule: messenger RNA, 1721 nt
Organism: Myzus persicae (green peach aphid)
Lineage: Eukaryota; Metazoa; Arthropoda; Insecta; Hemiptera; Aphididae
Gene: rtp
Product: MORN repeat-containing protein 4
Exons: 4
Coding region: 100-561 (153 amino acids)
Source: RefSeq, a predicted model, not a curated record
UGAAACCUCAUAAGAAUAAAACAUUCUUAGCUUUUGUUACUUUCAAUAACGUUAGUAUCUACCAUUUUAUACAUAUCGUGUACAUUUUGGAGUACAACUAUGCAGCCAGCUAGGGUUACCAAAUUUGGAGCUUAUGUGUACGAGGAUGGUACGAAAUACAUAGGAGACUGGAACGAUCGAGGUCGAAAACACGGCUUAGGUCACGUCCAGUUAAAAGACAACACACGCUAUGAAGGAGGAUUUAGCAAUGGACUUUGCUCGGGUCUUGGAGUUCUCCAGUACCCGGAUGGAGCGAGAUACGAAGGAGAAUUUAUGGAAGGAUGGUUUCAUGGUCACGGGAUGUUUUGGAGGGCUGAUGGCAUGAAGUACGAAGGACAAUUUCGAGGUGGCCGUAUUUGGGGAUUAGGUUUAGUAACGUUUAAGGAUGGAUCCCACGGGCUUCCAAGGCACGAAGGAUUUUUCAAAGAUUGCAAAUUUGUACAGAAGAAAAAAUGUCCGGCUGUAGUUACAGAUGCACAACGAGCAGCAUUGAUGGCAAGAAUACAAACUGAACAAACAUAAUUUUUUUUAAUACAAUUUUCUACGUAUAGUGUAAAAAAUAAAAAAAUAGAUCUUGCAAAAUACAAAAAAAAAAAAUAUUAUAAUUCUUGAUAAAUAAUCUACUAGAAAUGGGAUUUUUUUUUUAUCUCAAACGAUUUUGUAAUUCUCAAUAGUUUUAAUGUUAAAAGGACACCACACACACAUUGUUGUCUUUGUCUUAAAAACAUAUAGGUAUAUCAUAGCAAAUUUCACGUUCAUCUUAAUCCAUUUUAUCUUGUUAUUUUUAAAAUUAGAGUGAUUUAUCAAUUAUAAAAAAUAAAGGUUAGAUUAUCAUCUAGUCCGUCUAGAUUCUAAAGCAUCUCUGAGGAUUUUAACGAUAUCUUAAUUACAAAGUAAACUUAAAAGCAUUUUAAAUCUGUAGUUUUUUGUAAAUCUUAAAACGAACAUAACUUGCUUUAAAAUUAAAACAUCAAUAAAAGCCUCCGAGGUGCCUUAGAAUUUUAGAUAAUAAUCUUAACGGAGAGAGAAUAAAUUAGAUAGUCAUCUACCAAUGAUAUUCACAGAUUGGUUUAUUUUUAAAUUUAAAUAUUUGUUUUUUGAUUUUGUAUUUGGUAAAAUGAAUACAGAAUUAAAAUUUAGUAUAAUACACAAUAGUUAUUGAGUUUUUGUAUACUUAACAAGUAUGGCAUUUAAUACAUUGAAUAAAGUUUACCUAUCUAAAUAAAUAAUAAUGAUUGAUUUAGUGUAAUUGAAUUCUUAUUUUAAUCGAAAUGUGUUUAUAUUAUAUUAUAGAUUAGAGGUAUCUAUAUUAUUAUAAUUUAUAAGUAUUAUAUUAAAGUAGUAGAUAUCAAUUACAUAAUAUUCUGUUACACUGGGUAGUUACUAGUUAUAUGUAUUUUGGAUCCUGCAUUUCUAACCUAGUGAACUUGACCUUGCACUAGUACAACAUGUGAUAAAUAAGUGUAUACACACUACAAAUACACAAAUACUGCCAUACCUAUGUGGCUAUGUGAUAAUAAGUAAUAUUAACAUAAUGUUUUAUAAAUAUAAUAAUAUAGGUACCUAUAAUGUAAACAUAUCGUUUUGAAUUGAUACCACUUAAUAAUAGUAUAAUUAGAAUUAUUAUAUUUACAUUUAUUAAUAUUUAUGAAAAUUAUAUAACUACAUCCAAGAACGAUAAU